GUGCCUGGUCGAUCGCACGACAUACAUCACACGCACACGCACACGGAAAGCAUAAGCAUAAGCAUAUCUACCACGCGGGGGCCCAAGGCGACAGAACGGCAUUGAUUGACCCAUGCAGUCCUCACAGCCCAUACAGGCCUCCCGACCCUCCUCGAUAGAAUAGGAACAGAAAGAGAGAAGAGGGGAAGAAAAAAAAGGAAGGAUGGCGGCUUUUGUGCGCGUCUCUGGGUCGCCGAAUAGUAGUUUCUUGGUUGGUUAUCCGGGGAUAUCGGCGACGCGGCCCCGGAUAGUGGGCAAGGUCGAGAUCAGACCUCAGCAGGGCAUCAGUGCCCCGGUACUCAUUUCCCUCGUUACGAUAUGUCUGCAGCGUCGCGAAUCGAUACACCCGUCUGCCGAGUCAGUGACGAAGAGGCAUCUGGCGGCGCCGCGGAAGGAUAUAGCUGAUACGGUCGGGAAGGAAAUGCUCUUAUACCGGUGUGCGACUGGCAGGGAAUACGACAGCGUUCUGGUGAUGGACUUACCAUUCAUGAUCUUUAUCCCGUUUGGCAGGGGUGGCGAAGAGGUGGCGCGGAGGGUACCACCGGCCAGUCUACAGCUUCCGUCCAGGACGGUGGAGACCUUCUACGAGCUCGUCGUCACCAUUCAGCAGGGCCCGUCAGAGCAGAAGAAAUACGCAUUCCCGGUACCAAUAAUGAGAUACGAUACUCUCUCCACCUUCGGCAUGUACAACCGGCCUGAGUCCGCAGAGGUCGUCUCGGAUCACCUGGUGACGUUGGGCAUUUCCCUGCCGCGGUGGUCCUACGGGCCUGGCGAUCCUGUCAGCGUCUACAUAAAGCUCAGCCCCAACCCGGACUGGAUGGCGAAGGCGAAGAAGGUUACGAUACAGAAAAUCACCGUCGCGGUCGAGGAGGAAGUCAUAUACAAUCACGAGGGCGACGAGCCGUCUCGGAAAGUCCGGACGUUUGCAAAGACAACACAGGCCAUUGGAGUCAAGAUGCCAGAGGCCGGCUAUUUUACGAAUGUGGGAUUUGUGUUCCCGGCAAAGGAUCUACGCGAUAGUGAGGGUGUGCUGCCGCGAGGGAAGAAGGAGUUUCCGAUGUAUCAGAUCAAUGGCUUCUCAACAACAGGGACGCUCUACAAGAUUGAAUAUUAUCUGACUGUCAAGGCACAAAUGGGCUCGGCCAAAGACAUAGUCCUCCGAAAACCGAUCGUUGUCUGCCCCUUUGAUCACACCCAGUGCAAGGAAGAGAUGGAGGCAAUCGAGCAUGCUGCCAGAGACGCAGCCACCGUCAGUGAGGAUAACCCAAUGCUACCGGCACCGACGAUCAUCGGGGCCGACAACCCACAUGGGUAUCGGGCGCUUGGUAUAGCUAUGGUACAGGGCCAAAGGAAGCCCCUGAUUGAGUGAGCUGACACGACACGCGAGUUGUGAUUCCACAUCAUCAUCGUCACGAUAGCCUCCUCGAAGCAUAUAUAUAUAUAUAUACUAGGGUGGCCUGCGGCCGGCAGACUGCGUGCAGUCUCAAUUUAAGGCACUAAGGCACUAAGGCACGCCGGAAAAUCCACGGCUAAGACGUGCGAAUUUUCAAGCUGCUACCAAACGCGAUACCAGAGGCUUAUAAACCUAUCUCGUCCGUGAGUAUAGCCCUGCAGAGGAUAAAAAGUAUAUGAAAAUACUCGUCGUAGGCAGGGCUACAAAACUGGGGACCAGAUUUUUGAAUUAGGG
Molecule: messenger RNA, 1726 nt
Organism: Pseudovirgaria hyperparasitica
Lineage: Eukaryota; Fungi; Ascomycota; Dothideomycetes; Acrospermales; Acrospermaceae
Product: arrestin domain conatining protein
Exons: 3
Coding region: 203-1408 (401 amino acids)
Biological process (GO): division septum assembly
Cellular component (GO): division septum
Source: RefSeq, a predicted model, not a curated record